Molecule: messenger RNA, 2988 nt
Organism: Naumovozyma dairenensis CBS 421
Lineage: Eukaryota; Fungi; Ascomycota; Saccharomycetes; Saccharomycetales; Saccharomycetaceae
Gene: OAF3
Product: Oaf3p
Exons: 1
Coding region: 1-2988 (995 amino acids)
Biological process (GO): regulation of DNA-templated transcription
Cellular component (GO): nucleus
Molecular function (GO): zinc ion binding; DNA-binding transcription factor activity, RNA polymerase II-specific
Source: RefSeq, a predicted model, not a curated record
AUGUCAAAAAUACCAAAGAGUCAGAUGUUCAAUUCCUCUGAAAUGCUCAAUGGAGAUUAUAAUGAUGAUAAUAAUGACAAUAACAAUAAUAAUAAGAAUGAUGCUGGAAGUAAUAAUAUAAUAAACCAAAACCAUACGCCAAACAAUCAAUCGUAUAACAAUAAUAAUACCCCGAAUCAACCAUCAAGGAAACGUCAUAGAUCUACCGUCGUAUGCACAAAUUGUAAGAAAAGGAAAAGUAAAUGUGAUAGAAGUAGACCCUGCGGAACUUGCAAAAGAUUAGGCGAUGGGAAUUCAUGCUUUUAUAUCCCAGAAGUACCGAAGGUAAAACCAUCUAAAUCACGUAAAUCUUCAAUAUCAAAUAUUCCAAUUAAUCCAGUAUCAAAUAAUAACAGUGGUGAUGAUUCUCCUAUUACUACGGUUAUCCCACCUCAAGCUUCUUAUGGAACACAUUUAUUAUCUACUCCUCAUAGCAACUUCAUGCCUAAGAGGGUGAAAUUGUUGAAACCUUCCGAUAGACAUACUCUUACAAGAUCUCCAGAUAUGGUUACAACAACGUCAAUGCAAUUAAUUACUCCCAUUCAUCACCAAGAACCAGAAUAUAUUAAUCUUAUCCCCAAUGGGUACUAUAUCGAGACGAAAAGGUCUGCAGUGACGUUAUUCUCAAUGUUUACAGAUUCUUCAAUGGAUCAUAGAGACCCAUACUUGAAAGCCAUGACUAUAUUUCGUAGUAUUGCCAUUGAAAAGACAAUGCAAAAAUUGAAGGUGAAACAGAGUGAUAUUACAAACCCAAGUUUACCAGUAUCCUUUGAAACAUUAACAGCAUUUGAUUCAGCAAAGGAACAAGAACGACAAAAGCAAAAAAGACUACAAAAUGCACAAGCUGAAGAAAGACCAUUAUCAGCACAACAACAAUUAGAUGAAGAAACAAGAAAUCAACUACAUACUUCUACUUCCUUUUAUAAACAACAUCAAAUGAUACAUAAGGCAAUUUUUGAAAAAUUCGCCAAAUAUAGAAGAAAUGAUUCAACAAGAUUUGAUAAUUUAGAAACAAUCGCUAAAAAAUAUAUCCCACCCCGAGAUUUAUUCCUCAAUAAAAUAUUACCAUUUUUUGAAUCUAAUAUACUCGAUAUGAUCCCUAUUUUCAAUAUGAGAAUUUUGACUAAUGAAUUUGAAAUACUUUAUAAUAGGAUUGAAACAGAAUCAUCAAUAUCAUUAAAAGAUUUUGAUCAUGUAGUUUAUUGCAUUAUUCUAAUCAUAUCACGUUUGACACAAUUAUCAUUAGAGUUCUCUAAGAUUUCUCAUGAUUUAAAUCAAGAUAUUUUAAACUUAGAUUCAACGAAAUAUAUAGCAAUAGUAAAUCAAUAUUUAUUCCAAAUGAAAACUUUGAGAAAAUGUACAUUGUUACAAUUACAAUGUCUAAUCUUAUUGAGAUUCUAUCAUUGGUGUGCACCUGAAGACGGGGAUGGUCAAGAAGCUCAACAAAAUCAAGUACUUAUGGGUACCAUUAUUGCUAGUUGUAAAGAAGUAGGUAUUAAUUGGACGUGUCUAUUAGAAACUGAAGGAAGAUUUUUCAAAAUUUCAAAGGCAACAAGACCAAAUUUAGAGAUUAUGGAUGCCUCAGAGUAUGAACGAAUUUUUAAAUUAAUUUGGUGUUAUGUCUUAUUUUGGGAUAGGAAGAUGUGUCUUGUUAAUGGUCAAGAAUGUUUGAUUGGGAAAUCUUUCCCCUUUAACGGUAAUAAGAUUGGAUUGGAUUCUUGGUUUGUUAAGAUUGUAGAAUUGGAUCAUUUGAUUAUGAAAAUUAAUGAUUUAAUUAAUGAUUUACCAUCUCACGUGGAUUUAGUUCAAGUGGAAGUCUUAAAGGAUGAACUGGAGAAUGGAUUUAAAGUCUUGCAAAAGUAUUUGCAUGAUAAGAAUCAUUUGAAUUUCGAAUUUCAAUGGAUGUUAGAUUUGUUUUCGUUAGCAAUUUUACACGCCAAAAUGAUCUUUUAUGAAUAUGAUUUAAAUUUUAUGAAAUUUCAUAGCUCAGCACAACAAUUAUGGGAUCAAUUAAUAUAUGUGGCACAAAGAUGUUAUUCCAUUUUCUACAAUGAGAAUUCAAAUGAUAUAUUGAACCCUUUUACUAAAUUUUACACUAAUAGAAUUGUUGAAAUUGUUGCUAAUAAACUUUGUGUGUUGUUACCAAGUUUUAUCCUGAGAGUAAGUAGAUUCAAACAAUUGGAUCAUUCUUCAAGAAAUUUGAUGGUUAAAUUCUUAUAUGGUAUCUCGUCGAUUUAUUUCAAUGAAUUUGGAUUUGAAUAUUACAGAUGUUUUAAAAAAAUGUUCACUGCUAAAUUAAGUUACAAGUUACUGAAUCGACCCAUGGAUAAAGAUGCAUGGCAAAUUAUAUUAGAAUUUUUAGUCUAUGAAUUAGAGUUCAAUAAAGAACAAUACGAAAAUGAUAAAGAUUAUAGUAAGAGAACAACAUUAUCCGAAAUGCUUCCCUUAGUGACGAAAUUGGUUGAAGAAAUAAAAAUGAAAACUUCAACAUCAUCUGAUGAUAGAAAAAGAAUUAUCGAUGUUUGGGAUUCAUCUGUUUAUCCUAUUGGACAAUAUGAUUCUGCAUUCAAGUUAAAUCUUCAUGAAGAUAUUAUUGAACAUUUCCUAAUUGACAAAUAUACUCAAAACUUCAAUAUCUUCGCAUCAUUCUAUGAUGAUGCUAGUUCACAACUUGCUCAAAGUACUGCUAAUGUUGAUGAGAAAUUAAGAACGAAAUUACAACCUCAAGGUAAAGCAGACGUAAAUGUUCAACCAAUAAUUGCUGCUGAAUUGGAUACUUUACCUUCAUCAUGGUCCAACCUUGCCUGGUUAAAUGAUGAUCUGCAUAGUCCACCACAAGACCUUUCCCAAGAAAUUAAUCCAACUGAUGGGCUAGUAGAGAUUGAACCUUCCAACUUUGGUUUGUUGCAAGAGAUUUUCGAACCAUUGGAUUUCAUAUCAUUUUUUUGA